Messenger RNA from Pecten maximus, 4402 nucleotides. RefSeq lists its product as uncharacterized. The transcript is spliced from 2 exons. The coding region runs from base 204 to 2228 and encodes 674 amino acids. NCBI's taxonomy places the organism in Eukaryota, Metazoa, Mollusca, Bivalvia, Pectinida, Pectinidae. The record is from RefSeq and is a predicted model, not a curated record.
CAGAAAAAAACUUAAACAGAAAAAUGAAAUAAGACAAUGGUGGACAAAUUUAUCGUCAUGACGAGGCAUAGCAUUGCUAGACCGAUGGAUAGCCGCAUACUUAGUGUUGACUAAAUUGAAGACAUUUGUCAUUAAGCAGACGAAACCAUUUCUCGUAUAUCAAACUCGAAGUUGAAGUGGGAAGUGCCAGAAUAAUCAGGAACAUGGACAGGAUCUCUACAGAGAAAGGGAGACUAGAUGACAAGGGGAGUAGAAGGAUGUCUGUUCUUUUAUCGAGAUAUCUGGACCGGGAAUUUCACCUUGCACAAAAUGUAGUGAACUUCAAGAGGAAAAGUCUGCUCGCGACUGAAUGGUUGUCAAAUGAUGACAAUAGUAAUAUGCAUCAGUUUCAUACUGGGAGUCGCUCGGAGGGCGUCAGCAUGCUCAAUUCUGAUAUUGAUAUAAUGUAUAUAGAUAGACUUGUAACAGUAUUGUACCCUGACCAGCCUAUAACCCAAAACAACCAACACAAGACAAUUCUGCAUAUAAGAGGGGUGGACAAUUGCCGACCUGGUUUUGUAGCUCUUGAGUUGUGUCGCGGAGGAAAGAAAUGUCGACGAACACUAUUGUACUCACUAGUAGAAGUUGGCGGUAAAGUAUUUGUCUCAAGUGAUAUGUUCAGAGAACGAAACCGCAUGCAACUAAAAGUAGGAAAGGUGCUAAGCAGGUCCAAUGGUCCAAGUAACACACUCGAUAUUUUGUCAGGUAUUGACACCGUCGUUUGCUUCCCGUGUGAUAAUUGGCCCAGAGAAGCCGAUGAUUGGAUAUCUCGCACACGUCUUCAUGGUUGGCCAAGUGAAAACUUGAUUAGCAAAAUUCGGCAAAAAGGCUGUCACCUUGUCCCAAUAGGAGACAAAUGCUACGAGAACACGGGUUUACAGUGGCGGCUCACAUUUGUAACUGCGGAGCGACGUUUGGUCCAUUCACUUAGUCACAUCCAAUUCCAAGUGUACAUCCUGCUGAAAUAUUUCUUAAAACAGAUACAAGGAACAUUGAAGGACACCAUUGGUGAUGCAGAUAUACUGUGCUCAUAUUUUAUGAAAACUCUGAUAUUUUUCGCAGUCGAAAACUCCCGCCAUCUGUUCUGGCAGGAGAGGAACUUGUUUUACUGUUUCUGGUUUUGCUUCAAUAUACUGAUCGAGUGGGUAUUGGUAGGGUACUGUCCAAACUAUUUCAUCCCUACCAACAACAUGUUCCAAAGGAAAGUCCACGGGCAACACCAACAAAAGCUAUUGGAAAUUCUAAACAAAUAUCACAGGAUGAAAUGGAUGUGUCUCUCAGUUGGGAAGUACUUUCCUCCCAUUGCAAACAGUUUGUUCAAUGCCAAGACACAAGCAGAACUUCAGUUUUCAAAUGUUACACAGGAAAUCGACUUUAAUAUGGAUAUCGCAGUCAGGAGCAGUUGCAGGAAAGGUACUAUUGAUACUCGGAAUCCAUUGAAAACGAUGGCGAAGGCGCUACAUUUAAUGUCGAAAUCACAAACACAAUGUGACGAGGUCAGGUCAUACUGUUGUGCCAUGGAAAUGCUGUCCCAAAUAGCAGGCAACCGCGUUAAUCAAGGAAACGCAGAACCAGUCACAGGCAACAAAUCAAGGUAUACAAAUAUUAGAAAAUGCAAACGUUGGAUGAUUCCGUGGGCAUCACUCGGAACUAAUAUGCUGUAUCUUGCUACUUUUUACUUCCUGUUAGGAGACUUCAGAAAAUCACUGCAGAUGUGCGAAGAAGUGGCGAAGCUUGCGUCUUGUUUCAAGAAUAAUGUGAUACAUAGAUCACAAGAAGAAAAGGCAAGAUAUGUUCAGAAAUACUCUGGACAUGGACACACCUUACUAUCUAGGUGUAAGAAAGAAUUCAUCGACAUCUUAAUGUUUUCAAAAGAAGAACCUUGGCUAUGUCUUCCCCAGCUUCAUUCAGAACUAUCGAAUUGCACACAUCACAUACAUAUCCCGCCCCUUCCUUAUGCCCUGUUUCUGUCAUUUCUGUGCCGGCAUGAACUUGGAGACACCAGAAGGCGUGAUGCUGCACUAGCCGACCUCAUAGUGGUCAAGUAUGAUCGCGAGCAAGGUGGACAUCGGAAUAGGAUGUUAAUAACAUUUCUGGAAAUAUGUUACCAAACUAUAGGAGACACUCGCAGGGCAGCCAGGGCCUACCAGGACUCGCAAGACGCUUUGGCUGCUGGUAACUUUCCGUAGAUGUGAAAGCUGAACUUGUACCAAUUUGCGAGGAUGGUUAUGUGUGCUUAAUUUAGAUAAGAAGUGAUAGGUAUUAUUUCAGUAAAAAAAAAAAAAAUAUAUAUAUAAUUAAGGAGAUAUCUAUAAAACAAUAUAAUGUGUUAGGCCUACGAUGACUUUCUUGUGACCAGGAGCCGUUCAGCACAAAAUUCCCAGUGUAAAAUUUUAAUGUUUCAACGUGUGAUAUGAGUAGUAACUUCUGUCAAUGUUUCAGAGGACACUGACAAUCAGAAAACGCUAGGUCCGUUUAAUUGUUUUUUCCCCCAUUGAUUCUAUUUCAUUAGCUCUGUCGACAUUUUGAUUUGUUUUCUGUUGUAUUCCAAAAAAGCAUAAUGCCAAGCGUACAAUGAAACUGCUGGUUGAUUAUUUACCAUGUUAUAGAGGUACUACGCAAAAUAAAACACAGACCCACUUGUAUGACGAAUAAUCAAGUACCCAAUCCGCCUUGAAAUAGCAGGAGAUAAACCUCAUCUUUGUUUCCCAAAGUGAUUCAAUUAAAGCACUUAAUGAUUGCUUGCAGACCAAAUAUUGAGAUGUGCAGAUGGGUGUUACUAUAACUCCUUAGUGACUGUUGUGAUGAAUGAUAGCAAAUAGAGAGCACCCAUACACAUUGAGUACAUACUCGACACGAUCAUACUGUCAGCUAUUCAUAAUACAGUAAAACUUAACAAAUCCCACCUGAUCAGAGGGUUAAGUUCUUUAUAUAAGAAAUUCGUUAUGGGAUCAAACAAUAUGAACGUGCAAGUUUGGGCCAAAUUUUGUGAUUUUGAUUUACUUCGUAAAAAUCCGAAAUUUGAAUUACUAAAUAGUAAGACUGUCUAACGUUUUCCUUACUGUAUUACUGUAUAACAAACCGUUGUUACGUUUUCCUUACUGUAUUACUGUAUAACAAACCGUUGUUACUUGAUUUCUUUACUGUAUUACUAUAUACCACACUGGUAUUACUUGAUUUCUUUACUGUAUUACUGUAUAACUCACAUGUGUAACUUGAUUUCUUUACUGUAUAACUCACAAGUGUAACUUGAUUUCUUUACUGUAAUCUGUAUAUCACACAUGUGUAACUUGAUUUCUUUACUGUAUUACUGUAUAACACACUGGUAUAACUUGAUUUCUUUACUGUAUUACUGUAUAACACAACAGUAUAACUUGAUUUCUUUACUGUAUUACUGUAUAACACACUGUUAUAACUUGAUUUCUUUACUGUAUCACUGUAUAACACACUGUUAUAACUUGAUUUCUUUACUGUAUCACUGUAUAACACACUGUUAUAACUUGAUUUCCUUACUUUAUUACUGUAUAACACACUGUUAUAACUUGAUUUCUUUACUGUAUUACUGUAUAACACACUGUUAUAACUUGAUUUCUUUACUGUAUUACUGUAUAACACACUGUUAUAACUUGAUUUCUUUACUGUAUCACUGUAUAACACAACAGUAUAACUUGAUUUCCUUACUUUAUUACUGUAUAACACACUGUUAUAACUUGAUUUUUUUACUUUAUUACUGUAUAACACACUGUUAUAACUUGAUUUCUUUACUGUAUCACUGUAUAACACACUGUUAUAACUUGAUUUCUUUACUGUAUUACUGUAUAACACACUGUUAUAACUUGAUUUCUUUACUGUAUCACUGUAUAACACAACAGUAUAACUUGAUUUCUUUACUGUAUAACUGUAUAACACACUGUUAUAACUUGAUUUCUUUACUGUAUUACUGUAUAACACACUGUUAUAACUUGAUUUCUUUACUGUAUUACUGUAUAACACACUGGUAUAACUUGAUUUCUUUACUGUAUUACUGUAUAACACAACAGUAUAAAUUGAUUUCUUUACUGUAUUACUGUAUAACACACUGUUAUAACUUGAUUUCUUUACUGUAUUACUGUAUAACACACUGUUAUAACUUGAUUUCCUUACUUUAUUACUGUAUAACACACUGGUGUAGCUUUAUGUCAAUACACAGAUGAGUUGUAAAGCUAAAGUAAUGCAAUACAAAAUCUUUAAAGUGUGAAACCCUGGUGUGAUUUUUGCGCUGUAGUGGAGAAAGUUAGUCUUUAUAGCUCGACAGAAUGAUAAAUUGUGCUGAGCCAUAAUGUAUUGAUUGAAACUCGAAGAAAAAAUAAAGCCUUAUAGAGAA